UUAAUUCAUGUUUGCAUCUUUCACAUUCUUACCUUAGUUAAUUUGAUUUCCAGCUGUUUAUUCUGAUGAUGAAGAAUUCUAUGAUGCUGAAGAACAUGCUACUGGAGAAUUUAUAGUUACUCUUCCAGGAAAAGGACAUCGUCGAACCUGUAGUGGUAUGAGUCUUCAGAGUGAAGGCCAGGGUUACACAGAUGGUGCCUCAUCAGAAUCUGACACAGAUCCAGAUCGGGAAAAAGAUGAAGCUCGAGUUAUUACAAGAAGAAGUAACCAAGAAGAGUUUUAUGAUUCUAACCAGUCCUCUUGGACAAACCAAAAAUCAGAAAAUGGCUCUUUUGAGCAAAAUGAAGAAACAGAAAAAGAAGGAAAACGCAAGCGUAGAAUCAAUAUUCCUGAGAGACCAAAUUACAGUCUUAGCUUAUGGUCCAUUAUGAAAAAUUGUAUUGGGAAAGAGCUUACCAAGAUCCCAAUGCCUGUUAAUUUCAAUGAGCCACUCUCCACCUUACAAAGACUCACAGAAGAAUACGAGUAUUCUGAGCUGUUAGAUAAGGCUGCUAAAAUGGAAGAUACUUAUGAGCAAAUGGCUUAUGUUGCUGCCUAUACUAUUUCAUCGUACGCCACCACGAGCAACAGAUCUGGCAAGCCCUUUAAUCCACUCCUAGGCGAAACGUUUGAAUGUGAUCGAACAGAUGACUAUGGUUGGAGGUGCAUUUCCGAGCAGGUUAGCCAUCAUCCACCAAUGUUGGCCCAGUACUGUGAAGGUCGAGGAUGGACGUGUUGGCAAGAAUUUAGUAUGUCUAGUAAAUUCAGAGGAAAAUAUCUACAAAUUAUCCCCCUCGGCAUCGCUCAUCUAGAGUUCACGAGUACAGGACAUCACUACACCUGGCGGAAAGUGACCACUACCGUCCACAAUAUCAUUGUGGGCAAGUUGUGGGUGGAUCACCAUGGUGAGAUGGACAUUGUAAACCACACUACUGGUGAUAAAUGCCACCUAAAAUUUAUCCCAUACAGUUACUUCUCUCGUGAAACACCGAGGAAGGUGACUGGUGUAGUCACAGAUAAGGAAGGUAGAGCUAAUUGGGUACUUCAAGGAACUUGGGAUCAUAAAAUUGAAGGAGCCAGAGUCGUUGGGAGUCAUGGAUCUGUGAAAGGAAAACCUUUACUAGAGACUUCGACUCCUAAAGUCUUGUGGAAGAGAGUUAUGCCUCCGCGUGAAUAUGAGAAAAUGUACAACUUCACUGUGCUUGCGUGUCAGCUGAAUGAGCCAGAAGAGGGCAUAGCUCCCACUGAUAGCAGACUUCGGCCCGAUCAGAGACUCAUGGAAGAAGGAAUCUGGGAUGAAGCAAACCAAAUUAAAGUAUUGUUGGAAGAAAAGCAGCGAGCUGCUCGUCGGAAGCGAGAACAAGAAGCAGAGCUUUCAGCUGCUGAAGGACGUCCAUACCUUGGCUACGAGCCCAUUUGGUUUCGGAAACAAACUGACCCCAUAACUGGAAAUCCAGUUCAUAUUUACCAGGGAAAGUAUUGGGAAAGUAAAGCAAAGCAAGACUGGAAUGCCUGCCAAGAUAUAUUCCUCUGAUUGUCAGUUAUUUACAGAUAUCCUUUCCAUGAUUAAGGAUAAUUUCAAACUUCUAAUGCCACAGCACUGUAGUCUCCCUCCCCUUUCCCCCAAUCCUUCAGCUACAGAUUGGACCUUGAAGGCAUGUGGUGAUGAAAUUUGGAAAGCAAACCUGUGGCAUCAGAAUCAACAUUAGACGCAAACCAAUGGUUUUAUUCAUGUGGGAAAGCCUGCAUUUCUUUGGAGGGAUCUCGAAAAUAAGUUGUUGGAUAAAAUAAUAUAUAUAUAUGUAGACUUUAUAUAUAUAGCAAACCAAUGGUUUGUGCUCAAAAUUGCUUAUAGAUAUAUAUAUAUAUCUAUAACUUUUUUUAAAUUUAAGGUGCUGGGUAAAACGAAUUACACCUUACAUUUGUCAUCAUAAUGAUAGUGAGGUGUGAAGAAAGCUUGUUAUGAAAUACAUCCGUUUGCAUUGGAAUAAUGCAGAAUGUUACUGUAGUUGUACUGUAGUGUUUAAUGAGUUUGGUCUGUUCUAGUGACCAAUGGCAUUUAGUUUUAAUUCUAAUGAACAUUUCUUCACUUUUAUAUUUACUUGUUCAGGUUUAAGUUUUCUUCUGGUCUGCUGAAAAAAAAAA
This is a messenger RNA of Limulus polyphemus (Atlantic horseshoe crab), 2184 nucleotides long. Its product is annotated as oxysterol-binding protein 1-like. Lineage: Eukaryota; Metazoa; Arthropoda; Merostomata; Xiphosura; Limulidae. The transcript is spliced from 8 exons. Gene Ontology annotation, cellular component: intracellular membrane-bounded organelle; membrane; cytosol. Gene Ontology annotation, molecular function: sterol binding. Bases 158 to 1573 code for a protein of 471 amino acids. The record is from RefSeq and is a predicted model, not a curated record.